AUGGACAAAAUGUUGUAUGAUGCAGCAAUCCAAGGUGAUACGGUCACUCUUUCUCAACUCCUGGAAAAAGAUCCUUAUCUCAUUGAUCGAACCUUUUUAAACUGCGAAGAUAAGAAUACACUUCACAUCAGUGCAAUGUUAGGUCACGAAGAAUUCGCGCGAGCGAUUCUACAAGUGGAUUCCUCUUCAUGUUAUCAUAUGUGUUUGGCUCGAGACCGAGAUGGCAGAAACCCUCUACACCUUGCCGCGAUUAAUGGCAAAAUGAACAUCUUGAAAUUGGUGCAUGAACAUGAUGGCAUGAUGAAUGCAGCUCUAGAGAAGGCUGACAGGGGAGGCACUGUUUUACAUGUGUGUGUCAAGUAUAAUCAACUGCACGCCUUGAAAUUGCUACUCGGAGUUUUUACCAAUCCGGAAUUUAUAGGUGUCAAGAAUGAAGAUGAAAUUGUCAAUUUGAAGAACUCAAAUGGGAAAACCGCAUUAGACCUGUACCUCAAACAGGCUAAAAUACCACAACAGCAGCUCCACUUAUUCAGAAGAAAGAAAAACGAAGAAGGGAUCAUAGGUCCUUUCAUUGCAUCUGGAGGAGUAACCGGUGACAUUGUCACAGCUCGCGAAAAUCCUCGCGAACUGCUAAAGAGCCUAAUGUUCUUGGUUCUGUUGGUUGCGAUAAUAAUGUCGUUGGUGUCGGUUUCUUUCGCUUUUGCUACAUCACUUGUGACCAUAGUACCGGCAUCAGUCAGAGGGAAUUUGAAAGCAGGAAGUACUAUUCAAAUUGUGGUUCUCAUGGUGAUGUGUCUUCCGAUCAUCUCUGUUGUUUCAAGCACAUUUCGAUCAUUAUGUGGCCAGACAAUUCCUUGUCUUUCAGCAGUUGGUGAUGAACAUGAGAUCUGUUUUUGCCACGCCAAUUGA
Oldenlandia corymbosa var. corymbosa is the source of this 909-nucleotide messenger RNA. The record is from the annotation of a GenBank genome assembly. Lineage: Eukaryota; Viridiplantae; Streptophyta; Magnoliopsida; Gentianales; Rubiaceae.